CCAUUAUAUAUUUAUUCAAAUACUAAUACUAGGAGUAUCAUACUAGUUGCUGCAACUGCAAUUCAUUUGUUCACUGAAAUGGGCUCUUCUUUCUUUGCAAUGGCAAUAGUAGUGUAUUAAAUAUCUGAACUAGCUCACGCAGAUCCCCAAACAAUUGUCUCCUCCCCCUUCCCUUCCUUGCAAAAUCCUUCCUUAUAUGUGAUUGAAGAGGGAGGUCACGUGUUGUCCCCAGAUUCACUCAUAUCACACAGCCCCAAUCUAUAGUAUCUCCACUUAGCAGCACCCGCGUAAAUUCCGUAUCAUUAAACGGUUUAAGUUCCACCUUCAUCGACAAUACACAUAUACACACACACAUAUAUAUUAUAUACAGAGUCCUACAAGUGAAGUUAUCAGCAAUGGCGGAGUCUCUACUGCCCUUGUUACACAGGGCACCUACCCUACGGCUACCUAGGCCGUCUUCUUCUUCUGGAUUUAAUAAUAAUUACCCAUACACGCACGCUUCGCAUACCCUUCUUCUGAAGCCCCAUAAUUUCGAUUACAUUUACAAAUCAAAUAAAACCCAUUUCAAUAAAUUGCUCUUCUUCGUCGGGCAACACUCACCACAUCACCCUAGGUUACUGCUCAAACCCAUUCAUGCCCUUGACUCCAAUGUCCCUCUUCCAAUUCAUCAUCAACACCAGGAGGAAGAGAAGAAGAAGAUUUCCAAAUUGGAUCAAUGGGAUUCGAUGACGGCAAAGUUCUCCGCAGCUGCAAACAUUCCAUUUCUGGUUUUGCAGAUGCCUCAGAUCAUACUCAAUGCCCGUAAUCUUCUAGCUGGGAAUAAGUCUGCACUUUUUGCUGUUCCGUGGCUGGGGAUGUUCACUGGUUUGCUUGGAAAUCUUUCCUUACUAUCUUAUUUUGCCAACAAGAAGGAGAAGGAAGUGGUAGUGGUGCAGACAUUGGGAGUGGUAUCUAUAUAUGUGGUCAUCACUCAGCUUGCUAUGGCUGAAGCCAUGCCUCUCCUUCAAUUCAUUAUAACUUCUAUAGUGGUCGCGUCUGGUCUCGUUUUGAAUUUUAUGAAUUACUUCGAUUUGCUUAAUCAUCGAAUUUGGUCCUUUUGGGAAGAUUUCAUCACUGUUGCAGGCCUCUCUGCUCUUCCCCAAGUUAUGUGGUCGACAUUUGUCCCUUAUAUUCCAAACAGUAUUUUGCCAGCAGUGAUAUCCUUCAUUGUAGCCGUGGUUGCUGUUGUUAUGGCACGAAUUGGCAAACUUCCAGAGAAAGGUGUCAAAUUUGUUAGGUCAAUAUCUGGAUGGACUGCGACACUUCUCUUCAUGUGGAUGCCUGUUGCACAAAUGUGGACAAAUUUCCUGAAUCCUGAUAACAUCAAAGGUUUAUCUGCUUUCUCAAUGCUUCUUGCCAUGAUUGGGAAUGGACUUAUGAUCCCACGUGCACUCUUUAUUCGGGAUUUGAUGUGGUUCACUGGUUCAACUUGGGCAUCUAUUUUUUAUGGAUGGGGCAACCUUAUAUGCUUGUACUGGUUUAACAGUAUUAGCAGGGAAUUCUUCUUGGCAUCCACGGCUGGGUUGUGCAUCUGGAUAGGAUUUGCUCUUUGGAGAGACCAUAAAGUUUAUGGAUACACCUCACCAUUAAGAUCUUUAAAGGAGUUGGUUUACGGAACUUAAUAUCACUAGCAAAGUGCUCCUGAUGCUGCCGACAUUGCUCCCGCGAAAUGCAUACUAUUCUCCUUUACAACAGGAAGCUGAUAUUGCUUGUUUGACAUUGCAAGCUGCUGGUGCUUGUUUGGCAUUGUAACUCGAGAAUCUGUCAACUAAUCACACUCAAAUGAGCACCUCCAUUAGGAAAUUAAGGGUUUAUAAUGCAAUGAUUCUGUGUUAACUCGAGAUUCUGUAUGGACAUUUAUGUCCAGAAAAUUUGCUGUUUAUUAUCAUCUUUUAAUAAUAAAUAAUAAUGUCUCAAAUGUGUUGCUGUUUGAGAAUUGUUUCCUUA
This is a messenger RNA of Cornus florida, 1986 nucleotides long. RefSeq names its product maltose excess protein 1-like, chloroplastic. Gene Ontology annotation, molecular function: maltose transmembrane transporter activity. Gene Ontology annotation, cellular component: chloroplast envelope. NCBI's taxonomy places the organism in Eukaryota, Viridiplantae, Streptophyta, Magnoliopsida, Cornales, Cornaceae. The transcript has 9 exons. The record is from RefSeq and is a predicted model, not a curated record. The coding region runs from base 396 to 1661 and encodes 421 amino acids.